ACACAGGUCAAUCCCGAAAAGGAGAAGUUUUGGACCCAUGUGCUUGCUGAUGGCUGUAGAUUAGCACUGCUGUGGAAGUUCGGGGGCAUCUACCUGGAUACUGACAUUAUAUCAUUGAGGUCAAUGCCGUUUGCUAACUUUACUUGCCAAGAGCAGGCAGGAAUAUUCAACAAUGCAGCAUUGGGUUUCCCUCAUAAGCACCAUCCUUUUAUAUGGAAUUGCAUGGAAGGUUUUGUAGUCAAUAUCAUUGAACAUGUUUGGGUUCAACAAGGACCUCAAAUGAUUACCCGUGUGCUGAAAAAAUGGUGCCAGAUAGAUAAUCUAACUGCCUUCAUGGGCACAGAAUGCAAUGGUAUCUCUUUAUGGAUCACAAGCCGGUUCUACCCAAUCCCAUAUUCAGGCUGGGAGAAGUACUGUAUUGCCUGGAAAAAGGAAGAUAGAGAGCAAACCUUCUUGGCUACAUAUGGAAUACAUGUCUGGAAUUUCAUGAAUUCCAGCAAGAAAAGAAAUCUGGUUGCAGGAAAUGGAUCAUUAUUGGAAUAUGAUUUUCAGAUGUAUUGUCCAACUUCAUACAGAAUAUUAAUCCAUUAAAUAACUAGUUUUGAUACAUUUAGUGUUUGAUCUAUUGCAUCUCUAGACCCCAUGAAGUUGUAAUUUAGUACAGAGAACAGGUGUUGCAUUUUGGGAUGUCUAACAAGGGCAGGAUAUACACAGUGAAUGGUCGGCCUCUGGGGAAUUUUGUAGAGCAGAGGGAUCUAGGAGUGCAGGUGCAUGGUUCCUUGAAGGUCGAGUCACAGGUAGAUAAGGUGGUCAAAAAUGCUUUUGGCACAUUGGCCUCCAUCAGUCAGAGUAUUGAGUAUGGAGUAUGGAGGUCAUGCUGCAUUUGUAUAACACAUGGGUGAGACUGCAUUUAGAAUAUUAUGUCCUGUUCUGGGCACCAUGUUAUAGGAAAGAUAUGGUCAAGCUUGAAAUGGUUCAAUGAAGAGUUACAAGGAUGUUGCCAAGACUAGAAUGUGUGAGCUAUAGGGAGAGGUUGAGCAGGCUGGGUCUAUUCCUUGGAGAAGGGAGGGGUGAUGUUAUAAAAGUGUGUAAAAUCAUGGGAGGAAUAGAUCGGAUAGAUGCACAGAGUCUCUUGCCUAGAGUAGGGGAAUCGAGGACCAGAGGACAUAGGUUUAAGGUGGAAAAGAUUUAAUAGGAAUCUGAGGGAUAACUUUUUCCACACAAAGCGUGGUGGGUGUAUGGAACAAUCUGCCAGAGGAGGUAGUUGAGGCUGGGACUCUUCCAACAAUUAAGAAGCAGUUAGAUGGUUACAUGGAUAGGACAGGUUUGGAGGGAUAUGGACCAAGUGCAGGCAGGUGGAACUAGUGUAGCUGUGACAUGUUGGCCGGUGUGGGCAAUUGAUACAGUGUUUCCACACUGUAUCACUCUAUGACUAUCUGCUCUCUAGAAAGGUGCAGGAAAGAUCUGGGUGAGGAACAUUUAAUCUAUCAUCCAUAAUCAACACCAACCCACAACCCAAUAUCUAAACUGCUUGACUGCAUUGGCCCCAGCCUAGAUACAGCAUGUCUGAACAAUGUUUGAUUCAGAUAUUGGGUAAAGGGGCUGUCCCACUGCGGCAACCUCAUCCGUGAGUUCAGAAGACUGUCUUUGACCUUCAAGCUCGAGGGCACUCGCCUGGAAAACCUCGAGCCGGAUCGACCAUUAGCGAUGAAACCGCAAGCUGGAUCGAUUGACCACAAACACACACACACACACGAACGCACACACACGAACACCCAAACUGAACAGGAAGGUAAAAGACGUCUGGCACAUACCGGUCGAUUUUCCUUGGACUUGAAAACUCCAAUGAGCCAAUUAAAAUGGCCGGUCAGCGAAGGAGAUUGCCUAUGGCUGCCCUUGACUGCCUAUAACUACAGGCAGUGUGAACUACACACUUCACGAGUUCAAAAGAAACAUGCCGACCAAUUUUUACUCGCGGAAAAAUUUUCAACAUGCUGAAAAAUGUUUCUCAACCAAACUGAGGCCGCGAGUAGACUCUCUCGAACUCUCUCUAACUUCUACAGGUGCACAGUAGAGAGCAUGCUGACCGGUUGCAUCGUGGCUUAGUUCGGCAAUUUGAGCGCCCUGGAGAGGAAAAGACUACAAAAAGUAGUAAACACUGCCCAGUCCAUCAUCGGCUCUGACCUCCCUUCCAUCGAGGGGAUUUAUCGCAGUCGCUGCCUCAAAAAGGCUGGCAGUAUCAUCAAAGACCCACACCAUCCUGGCUACACACUCAUCUCCCUGCUGCCUUCAGGUAGAAGGUACAGGAGCCUGAAGACUGCAACAACCAGGUUCAGGAAUAGCUACUUCCCCACAGUCAUUAGGCUAUUAAACCUGGCUCGGACAAAACUCUGAUUAUUAAUAACCACUUUCUGCUAUUUGCACUA
Messenger RNA from Leucoraja erinaceus (little skate), 2426 nucleotides. RefSeq names its product alpha-1,4-N-acetylglucosaminyltransferase-like. The record is from RefSeq and is a predicted model, not a curated record. The annotation marks the transcript as partial. NCBI's taxonomy places the organism in Eukaryota, Metazoa, Chordata, Chondrichthyes, Rajiformes, Rajidae. The transcript has a single exon. Gene Ontology annotation, molecular function: acetylglucosaminyltransferase activity. Gene Ontology annotation, biological process: protein O-linked glycosylation.